This is a messenger RNA of Wasmannia auropunctata (little fire ant), 1414 nucleotides long. It is a transcript of the gene Nf-YC, whose product is annotated as nuclear transcription factor Y subunit gamma-like. Gene Ontology annotation, molecular function: protein heterodimerization activity; DNA binding; DNA-binding transcription activator activity, RNA polymerase II-specific. The transcript is spliced from 5 exons. Gene Ontology annotation, cellular component: nucleus; CCAAT-binding factor complex. Gene Ontology annotation, biological process: regulation of DNA-templated transcription. The coding region runs from base 296 to 1267 and encodes 323 amino acids. The record is from RefSeq and is a predicted model, not a curated record. NCBI's taxonomy places the organism in Eukaryota, Metazoa, Arthropoda, Insecta, Hymenoptera, Formicidae.
CAGAAAUCUCUAGACAGAUAGAGAAAGGAUUGUUGUGUUGGACAACUUGUUUCUUUUUUUUUUCGUGCCCAGCUUCUAAUUAAAACUAACCUCCAAAACUGUCCAGAAGCCUCUUCUAGAGAGAGUUUACUGGCAGAAACACAAUUAGUUAUAAUCGUUGUCUCUGAGAUUUGAAAUAUUAUUUCGGCUGAAAAUAUAAUUUGAAAAGCCAUGGUUACUACAAUAAUAAAAUAGUUUUUACAAUUUAAAAAAAAGAUCUCUGACUUUUAUCAAUUAAUCAAUUGGUCGCUACAAAAUGUCCGUGUUUUUCGUAAAUGCGAAUCAAGAUAGCGAAGUAGAGGGUGACUCAAAUGGCGACUUGCAAAUCGCUUCACCAGGCAAUUCCGAAGCUCAACAAGCAUUGACUCAUUUCUGGCCAAAAGUCAUGGAAGAAAUAAAAAAUAUUACAACUAUGGAUCUUAAAACACAAUCUUUACCAUUGGCAAGGAUAAAAAAGAUCAUGAAACUAGAUGGAGACGUAAAAAUGAUAAGUGCAGAAGCACCUAUGCUCUUUGCCAAAGCGGCAGAGAUCUUUAUACACGAACUGACCCUUAGAGCUUGGGUGCACACAGAAGAUAAUAAGAGACGAACUCUUCAACGGAAUGACAUUGCAAUGGCGGUUACAAAAUACGAUCAGUUUGAUUUUCUUAUAGAUAUAGUACCCAGAGACGAGAUAAAACAAAGUAAGGCGCAGAACGAGGCCACUGUACGUACAUCUAUGAACUCGGAUCAAGUUCAUUAUUACUUCCAAUUGGCUCAGCAGCAAGCUUCGGCGAAUCAAGGUGUGCAGAAUAGUGGCACUACUACGCAACCCAUACAAAUUGUCCAACCUUCUGGCGGGCAAAUCCAGACUAUCAACAUUGGCAGUCCGGUAGAACAGGAGAGUACCAACACCACCACAGCCCAAACAGUUACAGUUCAAAGUCCACAGCAAUCAUCCAAUCAACAAAUUAUUCAACUGCAACAACCGCAACAGCCAUCCACUACACAAGCCGGAGGAAUACAAAUUGUUCAACAGAUUGUCACUCCUAGCGGCGAAAUUCAACAGAUACCUAUUCAAUUGACUCCCCAGCAAUUGCAGAUGAUUCGCAUGCAAGUGCAAGGCGGGAGCAAUCAACCAAUUAUAAUCCAAACUGCACCCAUUCAAACUCAACCGCAACUGAUACAAGUUGCACAGGGCUCUCAAGCUCCAGUUUUUUUACAAGCCUCCAAUGCUGAUACCGAAUAAUAUUAAUUAUUUUUUUAGUUAUAUUUAUUAACAAUAUAAUGAGAAAAGAGAUUUUGAUAGAUCAGAUUAUCAUUGCGUAAUUAAAAUGACUCGAUAAAUUAUCCAAUUCCAAACAUUUAAAAUAAACAUUUUUUUUUUACUUAUAAG